Molecule: messenger RNA, 3934 nt
Organism: Pseudo-nitzschia multistriata
Lineage: Eukaryota; Bacillariophyta; Bacillariophyceae; Bacillariales; Bacillariaceae
Source: the annotation of a GenBank genome assembly
CGUUCCGACCAGCCCAAAAAGGGUGUGAAUGUUUCUGAGUCCACCGCUCCAAAGSACUGUCGCAGCCAUUUUUAUUUUUAUUCGUAGUCAUCAAAGAAUUGACUCGAGCAUACACAAGCCAUGGGUGACGAACCUGUCAAAAGCGAAAUGAUAGAAAACAGCGAUUGUCCCACUCCCUCAACUUCUUCUAUAUCGGAUGACGAACAAGGGGAGGACGGAUCGUCUCUUUGUAGUUCUGACCAGCAAAGACCCGAAAGCGAUCAGAGCCCGGUGAACAACGACGACGAGGACAACGACAACAACAAAUAUUUCGAAGUGGGCGAUCACGUUUACAGCUGGUGCUCGUUUUUAGGGAUUCCUCGUGCYUACCAACACCAUGGCAUUGUSAUUGACCGAGAUUUGUCGAACGAGAUGGUGACAAUAUUGGAUUUUUCUUGUCUCGUAGACGGCAACGAGAAUCGGCUGUCUGCCGCCGGGAGCGGGAAAAUGAGAUCCUCCACCUCGUGGAGAUCUACCUCUGAAAUCCACGACGACGAGUUGGAACAAUCCGCGAUCUUGAGGGAAUACACGAUCGAYGAAUCCAUUGUGAAAACCGUGUGGAGGAAGGUUCGAUACGACGCGACCUUGAUGGAACGGUGGUUUUGGMGGGCGGGUACCGUAUCAAAGGCAACGCCAGAUCCGGUGGAGAUGGUUCUGGCACGGGCCGAAUUUCUGGCCCGGCAACACAAGGAGUCCUCCUCCUGYCUGCURUCCUCCUACGACUUGUUCCAGGCCAAUUGCGAGCACGUUGCGGUAUGGUGCAAAACGGGUCGGUUCUGCUCGUUGCAGCUUUCGUCGGUCAUGGCCGUCGGCACGGCSCUGGCAGCCGUGCCRACGGUGGCGGUUUCCCAGGCCACGACGACCAUUAGCGCCGCGGGCCUUUGGGGSUGGCUCGGUUAUACCACGACGGUGCCCCUUGCCGUCGCGGUGCCCUGGUUGAUCCCGGCUACCAUCCUGGGACCGGCGGCCGCCGCUGGAAAAACSGCGUUCGAUCGCAAGCGAUGGGAGCAGACCACCGAUGCKCUGAACAGCUCCUUUCGCGAGGACCAGUUGAUGCGCASCGGGGGAAAAUGCGUGGUGUAUCGGGCCGUUUCCAAUUCUACGAACGGUGCGCAGCUCUACGAGAAGAAGGCGUUUCCGAUGUAACGUUGCCAUUGUUCCAUUCCAGCCGCGAUGGAUGGAAAUCACACGAAGCGAAGCAAGGCAGAGGAAGCUCCGAAGCUCAACAUUUUUAGGUAAUUUAGGUCCUAGUAUCAGUAAGGCACGCGAACUCUCCUCGACCGAAGAAUGCUGUACACCGUUGGAACCAAUAGARCAGAUUAGUCCUCAACGUAAACAUCCCCACACAGGCUCCUCCUUGCCGAGAUAUAAUCAGUUUCUAACCUUAUUCACACUCUUCUCAUAUCCUAAAAAGAUUGUUUCAUGAYGAGAAGGAAUUCGACAAYAACAAAUUUGUGCUCAAUAAAAUAGUAAAUAAUAGUGUGUUAUUAUUCCUAGUAUGUUUACUAAAAUCAUUUUGCACUAAUACUAGAUCCUAGUAAGAGCAGAAGAAGUAGCGCCAGUGGUUUUACUUCAAUGUUGCCAAUUAUAGUACUAGUAGCUAGUACUAACACUAUCACCAUCAUUAGACCAUACUAAUACUCGUCCUCUGCUGUAAGAAGAACCAGCAUGAUUAUGCGCUCAAUCUUCUUGUUGUUGUUGCGAAUGACAAGAUUACUAUGCUGCUAGUACUAUUUCUAGUAGUAGUACUAGUACUAGGCUAGUAGUAGUACUAGUACUAGGCUAGUAGUAGUAGUAGUAGUAGUAGUAGUAGUAGUAGUAGUAGUAGUAGUAGUAUGACCUCCUUAUUUGUUGUUGUUGUUGUUGUUGUUGUUGUUGUUGUUUUCUUUGCAGCACUACUACUACUAGUAGUAGUACUACUCCAGCUCACACCACCAGUACUACUACUACUACUAGUACGUAGUAGUAUGAUGAUGGUAUGAUGGUUUGGUUUUCUGGUGAUCAUAGAAAAAAGUGGUGGAUUCUUGUUGUACUUCUUUGUAAGCAAAGGAGGUCAGAACUGUGAUACUUUUCUUAUCUUUCAUUUGACUCAUUCGACUCACCGAUAUGCGUCAACUCCCCUGUCGGUCGGCAUCAACGGUUUUCUCAUACUUUCGCAAUAGUACAUACCGGUAGGGUCUUCAGCCGCAUUUCGUGGCGAUUGCCGAACGCUUUUUCGGGUUUUUCCGUGGAACAGARCCCGCGUUUUGUUUCGCCACGGUACAGAGAAACGGGUUCUGAUUGUUUCCACGCUGGGCUCCGGGAAAAGAACCACCACGACGCAACGCAACGCAACGGAACGGAGUUUCGUGCGACUUGAUGCGGUGGGAUGCCACCCAACUCGCUUUCGAGAGGCUUCCCUCUGGGCCCGCGCCGCGUGUCCAACCGCCGAUUGUCCGGAGCCGAUCCACCGCGGUKGUUGGCGAAGGGCAUCUCUGUUCUCGUCGCCGGCGUUCGAUCCACACCGYAUUGCAUUCGAUGCCAGCAGCGUGGCAYGGUGGGGGAUGGGACGGAGCAAGCGGAGACUUCUAGCGUGCUGGUUCGCAACUCCGCACGGCAACCACGGCAACCACGGCAAGGACUGCAAGAACGCCUCGAGCGAUGGAUUCGGUGCCUCUGUCUCCUCCCAUUUUCGCGAGGAGACAAACGCCACGCAACCCCACGCCACGCAACACAGCAACACAGCAACACCCAACAAACACCCAACCCCAUCGACCAACCAUGGUGCGUUUCGCUCGAUUUCUCCCGGCUCUCUCCACCUUGUUGGCUUCUUGGAGCGUGCUGCUCGCGGCAGCCCCGUUCCCGGUGGUCGUUUCCGCGGCCGCCCCCAGAGUCUCCGUUGCCCUCGACAUCAACGGCGCCUUGGAUGCGAGAGAAGCCCGGGACGGCUAUUCCAGCGAGUUUGGCCUGGUCCGCAGCCACCGGAUCCGCGGGCACGGAGACCACCGCAACACCAGGCACGAGAACGAGAACGACGCCCGGGGCGUAGCGAUCGUGGCCGGGAAGAACCGAGCCCGGCACCUCCGACAACAGCAGCAGCAGAAGCAGCAACAUCAGCAGCAGCAGCAGCAUCAACAGCAGCAUCAAGAACAACGACAACGACGACGACGACGCCUCGCGCAGGAGAAGAAAAAGGCAAGGAGGGACGCCGGCGGCGGCGAGCCGAGCGACGGGUCGAGCGGUGGUUCGUCUGUUUCCCCGCCCCCCUCCGGCAAGCCGAGCCCCUCGGGCAGCGGUGGCAACAGCACCCAUGCUCCCACCGCCUCCCGGUCCCCCUCGGUUCCUCCCACCGCCACCCAGGCCCCCACGGGGGUUCCGAACCAAUCCCCCCUUCCGACCUCUUCUCCAACGGCAACCACGAGCGACCGGAAGGGCCCCUCGAACCGGGCAAAGAUCCCGGAGGUGCGGGGGCUCGACCCCCUCGGGGUCGUCCUCGCGGCCCUGCUGGGAGCGGCCGUCUUGCUCGGGGCCGCGGUCAGGUGCUGGUGCGGCUUCCGAGAGGCGCACAAGCGCCGGCAGAGGCAGCGGGGAGGGACGGCCCCUGCCGGUUCCGCGUCUGCUUCCGUCGCCGCCGCCACAGGCCCGGACGGCCCCGGGACGACGAACUACGAAGCGCUGGUGGCCUAGCGCCGCGCCGUCUCGGGGAAGCCCAGGGGAGGGAAGGAACGAACCAACACGAAGCCAUCGCUGCAAUCCAGUGCCGCAAGUGCCGCGCCACCGCCUAGAAGUACCAAGUAUGGUACAAAGUAUUCCGUCGCGGCAACGAGAGACACCUAUGAUGUUCAUGUACAGCAGAUUCGUCACUGCUUUCCUCCUUUGUGGACAAACACAACCAGAGUAAAACGUACACUAAACA